Molecule: messenger RNA, 6462 nt
Organism: Myxocyprinus asiaticus (Chinese sucker)
Lineage: Eukaryota; Metazoa; Chordata; Actinopteri; Cypriniformes; Catostomidae
Gene: coro1cb
Product: coronin, actin binding protein, 1Cb
Exons: 12
Coding region: 367-4326 (1319 amino acids)
Biological process (GO): actin filament organization; cell migration
Molecular function (GO): actin filament binding
Source: RefSeq, a predicted model, not a curated record
CAGGACAAAGAGGAAGUCUUGACCGAUGCUGUUAUUGACUACGAGAUCUUAAACCAAAAAGAGGAGGAGGCACAUUCCAACAGCACAGAAUCUGUACGCAGCCAAGGAACAGAUCAGGAUUUUGUUCAGGAACCAAUAAGACUUAAUGACAACAGUGAGCCCUCUCUCAACCAGGGCGGAAAAAGAAUAAGUCAGAGUAAUGACACAAAUGUUUUACAGAAUGUCAAGACACCAAAUCCUCAGCUGAGCCCGACAAGAGGUCCACGUGCCACAGAAUUCAAAACGCUAGAAAACGACGCCACUGUUACAGACAGUCUGGGCAUAUCUGGUGCUGUGGGCCAGCAGCAGGCUUACAAAACAAAAGGAAUGACUAACAAAACUCUGCCUCAUCCCAAGGAUACUCCAAACAUGUUAGAAGGUUCUUGUCAAGGGGAUUCAACAGAGGAUGUUGAGCGCAUUGAGAAGAAUGAAACACGGACAGUGUCUGACAGACAAAAUGGGAACAAAGGGUCAAGGGCAAUACAUAAGACGAUUGAAGAUGGAGAAAUGAAGCGAAAAUCUUUGUGGAAGCACUUUUGCCCUGUAAUGGUACAGGGAGAAUCAGAGAAUGCUAAAUUACUUGAAAGAAAGCCAUUCCAGGAUAAAGGAGUUUCAGAGGACAAAGAAGAGCAUUUCAAUGAUUCCCAAACAUCAUGUGAUUAUGAAUGUGACCAGACCCUAAAUAGUGAUAUAAUGAGGAUAAUUUGUGAUGGAGUUUGCAAUGAUAGUACUGAAACUCUUCAACAAGAAGUUUCUGCUGCAGACAGACUUGAAUAUUUGGAUAGAGCUGAUUCUUUGUGCCUGGAGACUGGGACUUCAGAUUCUCUGUCAAUUACUGGACUCUGCUCACAUUCAAACAUUGACAGUGAAAGUCGGCCAUGGCUUUGGAGUUCAAGUAAACAUGAUACUUUAGGUUUCCAAGAGGACAAAAAUAUCAGUUCAGUAUCUCCCAGCAUGGCUGAUAUUUCAAAAUGUAUUUCCCAAAAGCAUAAUGAUGCUUCACAGACUAAUAGUCAUUUUGCAACGAAACCAAAAGAACACUUGAGAAAAGACCAAAGAAGCCAGACUUUCCAUACAUCAUUACCAAUAUUGGGAAGAGAAGAGACUAUAAGCCCUGAAUGCUGUGAAAUUAAAGAUCCCCAAAAUGCAGAUAUAGCUGUAGUCCCAUUGAGAAUUGAGUUGGAUUUUAAACAAGAGGCGUUCUGCUCAUUCGAUCCAGAUUUCAAGCAAAACAAUACUUUGACUGACCCUCCUAAACUUUUAUUUUACACUAAGAAGCAGAAUGAUCACAAAGGGGCAUUCACAGUCACGGAAAAAAACUCAACAGUCAUGUCAUUUGAGAGUUUAGCUCAAUCCAGGGCUAAAAACGUCCCUGUUAGCAAUGCACCACACUCAGCCAAAAAGGGAGUGUUUGGAGAACACACUGCUUAUCAAACAGUUGUUCAGUUUCCAUCCACAGAAAUGAGGAAAGCUGGUGAUAGUCUUGGUCAUGGAGGAAAUACUACUUCACCUUUGCAUGAGUUAUCAGGCCAAAAAGGUAAAAUUCAAAUAACUGUUCCAGACAAACAGACAACAGAGACAGAAGCCAUCUGCUAUGGUCAAAAAGUGCACCUGGGCAAAAGAGUCUGCGAUCCAAAGAUCUAUUACAGUCUGGAUGACACAAAUGCAGAGGCCAAAGUGAAGGAGUCACUGUCUGAUUUUUCCAAAAGUGACUGUUUAGAUCCAUUUGUCGUAAACCAUUUGAAUUCUUUUUCUCACUCAGAUUUGGAUGGUGGUGAUGGCGACACUGCAAGAGGGACACUGACAGCCUCUUUGCAACAGGAAAGAGAGCCUCUCUAUUUCACUGCCGUGAUCACACCACAACUUCAGAUUCAUACAUUUCCUGAUCAAGAGAGAAGGAAGUCAUCUGACGUCUCCCAUUUAUAUGUCCCUUACACUGAGAUGCAGACUAUGAUCCCCGACAUUCUAGCUGCAGACACUCAGAAGACAGAGAAAAAGACUAAAAUCAAAGGACCACCACCACCUGUUCCAAAGAAACCAAAAAAUCCCUUUAUAAAGGCUGUUACUCGUAAAGAAUCUGCUUCUCAUUCCAUUGAUGAGGCAAGUGAAUAUUCAGACCUACUGCUCAACAAUAUUAAAAUGGGCAGAAGGCAGGCAGCACUGGAUAUGUUACCUUAUUGCACAGUCUCUCCAGAGUCCCCAUCCUGCAUGUACAUGUCCAUAGGGUUUGAGCCUGAGGUUGAUAUUCCAAGAAAUUAUUUGGACAUACACGAUGAAAUGGUUGCACCUGACUGCGAUGACAUGACAGGAACUGUUAAUGAUCCUUAUCAUAAAGAACAAAUAGGUUUGGAUAUGUCUCAGCUGAGGCCAUUAUUAGAGAAAAAAGCAAAAAUGAAGGGCCCACCACCACCUGUUCCAAAGAAAACUCGUAAUCCAUUUGCUCAGACUGAUACGGAGAAGAUCUUCUCAGGUAAAGACUUGGUUUUGGCAAAUGUGGAAUGUCCUGUCAAAUAUGUCAAAGAUGACUCUGAAAGCUAUGUGCUGGGCAUUGAGGAUAAAGAAGACUCUCAACCGACCUCAGUCUCAACCAGAUAUCCUCAUGCCUGUAGAAUUCCAAGCAGUGAUUCUUCUACCUCGGAGGAAAAUGAACUGUCCAGAUUCAGGCCUGUCUCCAAACUCAUCAGAGAGAGCAACAAAAUCCAGGGGAAAGUGAUACAUCACAGCAGGACAAACAUAAUGGAAGCCAGGCCAGAUGGAGCUGCUGGAAGCCAGAGCCUAAAAGUAUCACAGAUGAAGAGAGCCUUUGAUGUCCAAACAUCUCCCUAUAUAAUGGGAAGAAGAUCCUCGCCAAAGAAAGAAAUGAUCAGACGAGUGGUACGACAGAGUAAAUUCCGUCAUGUGUUUGGCCAGGCGGUGAAGAAUGACCAGUGCUAUGAUGACAUCAGGGUUUCGCGGGUUACCUGGGACAGUUCCUUUUGUGCAGUAAACCCCAAAUUUGUUGCAAUUAUUGUGGAAGCUAGUGGCGGCGGAGCUUUUCUUGUUCUCCCUCUGCAAAAGACGGGUCGUAUUGACAAGGCCUACCCCACUGUUUGCGGUCACACAGGUCCUGUGCUGGACAUCGACUGGUGCCCACACAAUGAUCACGUCAUUGCCAGCGGCUCUGAAGAUUGUGCAGUAAUGGUGUGGCAGAUCCCUGAGAAUGGCCUCACCUCUCCUCUUUCUGAGCCGGUCGUGGUUUUGGAGGGCCAUUCCAAGAGGGUGGGGAUCGUGACGUGGCAUCCAACAGCCCGCAAUGUUCUGCUAAGUGCAGGAUGUGAUAACCUCAUCAUCAUUUGGAACGUGGGCACAGGAGAAGCCCUGAUCAACCUCGAGGACAUGCAUCCUGAUGUGAUCUUCAGCGUCUGCUGGAGUCGCAACGGCAGCCUCAUUUGUACUGCUUGCAAAGAUAAGAAAGUGCGCGUCAUCGAUCCACGCAAAGGGAAGAUCACUGCAGAGAAGGACAAGGCCCAUGAGGGGGCUCGACCAAUGAGGGCCAUCUUUCUGGCUGAUGGAAACAUCUUCACCACUGGCUUCAGUCGUAUGAGUGAACGGCAGCUGGCCUUAUGGAAUCCAAAAAGCAUGGAGGAUCCAAUAUCUGUGCAUGAAAUGGACACCAGCAAUGGAGUGUUACUUCCAUUCUAUGACCCUGACACCAAUGUUGUGUACCUGUGUGGAAAGGGUGACAGCAGUAUCCGUUACUUCGAGAUCACAGAUGAGGCGCCAUAUGUGCACUACCUCAACACGUUUUCCAGCAAGGAGCCCCAGAGAGGCAUGGGCUACAUGCCUAAAAGAGGCCUAGACGUCAACAAGUGUGAGAUAGCCAGGUUUUAUAAACUUCAUGAGAGAAAGUGUGAGCCAAUUAUCAUGACCGUCCCUAGAAAGUCAGACCUCUUUCAGGAUGACCUGUAUCCCGACACAGCAGGCCCUGACCCUGCACUGGAGGCUGAGGAGUGGUUUGAAGGCAAGAAUGGUGAACCAAUCCUGAUCUCCCUCAAACACGGCUAUGUGCCGGGCAAGAACCGCGACCUCAAAGUAGUCAAGAAAAAUGUGCUGGAUAACAAGACAGCCAAGAAGGUAGAGGAGCCACCUACUCCUCAGAAGCCUGUCGCCUCUCCCCAGAUAACCAGAAAGAAUGAAGUGAAGUUAGAGGAGCUGCUGCGAGAAGUGAAGUCCCUUAGAGAUCUGGUCACACUGCAGGACAGGAGAAUCGCCAAACUGGAAGAGCAGGUGGCUAAAGUGGCGAUCUAAGACACUGGUGGUGAUCUGAGCCAUUGCGUCAGUAUGGAGAGAGUGAGAUUCAGUUGGGCAGGGGGGGGAAGGCGGUGUCAGUCACUGCCAAAGUUCUCAAUUUGACUCGAUCAUUCCGCUUGGUGUUUCUCACAAAGACAACUUCAAGCAACAUUCCAAGAUGGACUUUUACUUUUUGUCAAGUCUCCCCCAAGCAUUCGCAUAGCAAAAAAGGAAUAUAGUGGCGAUGGGCGGUCACUGGUUUUAACUGGUGUUUUACAUUUUGUUAAAAAUUUUCGUACUUUUUUGUUAUUGUAACAAUAUUUCCAGAUGUAUUCUGAUAUUAACCGGUAUGUUACAGAGUGUUGUUGUAUAUACACAUCAGUAUUUUUCUUUCCUUUUAUGUUGUGCUGCCAAAUUUGAGGUGACACAGUUGCCUCUCCUUUUAUUUCUACUUUUGUAUGUUUUUUUUUUUUUUUCCAGUUGUAGGUAGAGUGGCUUAUUGAAAAACAAGGAUUUACCUGUCAUACUAUUCAAAGUGGGACAUCAGCAAAACAAAGGCAGUCAGAACUGUGUUGAUGUGAUUUUUAAGUGAUUGUAAAGGCCAUUGGUACUUUAAGAAACUAAGCAUAAAUAAGGAUAUGAUGUAGUGAAACACAAGAGAUGUUCAUAACCAUUUAAACGUAUGGAGUGCUUACAGUAAACACACACACAGCAAUGAGCUGCUCAUUCAAACAUUGUCCCUUGUGGUCCCUUGUGGUGAUCAUGAUAGCUGGAGUAUUAAAGUGAUAGUUCAACCAAAAUUGAAAAUUCUCUCAUCAUUUACUCACCUUCAUGCCAUCCCAGAUGUAUAUGACUUCCUUUCUUCUACAGAACACAAAUUAUGAUUUUUAGAAGAAUAUUUCAGCUCUGUAGGCCAUGCAAUGCAAGUGAAUGGGUGCCAAAAUUUUGACGCUCAAAAAGCACAUAAAGGGAGCAUAAAAGUAAUCCAUACGACUCCAGUGUUUUAAUCAAUAUCUUCAGAAGUGAUCUGAUAGAUGUGGGUGAGAAACAGAUCAAUAUGUAAGUCCCUUUUGAUAUAAAUUCGUCUUCCUGCCCAGUAGGGGGCAAUAUGCAUGAAGAAUGUGAAUCACCAAAAACACAAGAAGAAGAAAGUGAAAGUGGAGAUUGACUGAGCAGGAGAAUUUAUAGUAAAAAAGGACUUAAAUAUUGACCUGUUUCUCACCCACACCUAUCAUAUCUUAGUCUUAUGGAUUACUUUUAUGCUGACUUAUUUGAUUUUUGGAGUUUCAAAGUUUUGGCACCCAUUCACUUGCAUAUUAUGGACCUAGAGAACUACACACAUUUUCUAAAAAUCUUCAUUUGAGUUCAGCAGCUGAAAGAAAGCAAUACACAUCUUGGAUGGCAUAAGGGAGAGUAAAUGAUGAGAGAAUUUUCAUUUUUGGGUGAACUAUUCCUUUAAGCACACACUGCUUUGUGAUCAACAUACUUCAUGAUAAGGCAUCCGACAACAGGGUUUUUCAAAAUAUACCACAAUAAGUUAAAUAAUAUGUCCAGGAGCAAUAACAUAAUGUUGCAAAAUGAAUGUGAACGUAAAGGUUUGAUAAGCAUCAACAUGUGUUAAUCAUGUAUAGAAUUCAUAAAUCAAAUACCUGCAGUUGUUUCAACUUUAUUGUACUAUAAUUAUGAAAUUACUCUUGCACCUCAGGAAAUUAACCACUUUGAAGUCAAAACAUAGGAUGCUCAAAACUUGCAUUAAGUUUUUGCCCACAGACGUAUUAUCAUCUUAUUUUGAUUAGGAAAUGACAUUUGUUUUGCUGUUUUGAAAUUCAAACAUUAUCCAUGCUCUCUAGUUUUUGUCACCACAUUGUAAUUAUUUAAAAUCAUAUUACAGAAUAUUGGGCUGACAGACACAUGCUUUGAUAUGUGAACUUGGCUUUAAGAGGCAGUGGCUACCUGCGAGCUCUUCUGAUGUACAUGUACCUUAAAUGUAUUGGUGCCUCUGUGUGUGUUACUGGUUUUAGACAGGCCUCCAUGCUGAAGGACAACAUCCAUGAAUCUGAGCACUUAUCUGUGUCCUAAACAGUCUUGUGCAUGCAUUCCAAAUUUCACCAAAAAUAAAAAAAGUUGGCUCUACAAUAAAUCCUUUCAUUUAUA